GCAGGAAGUAGUCUCCACAAGCCGACAACAUGGAGGUUGCGAGCGGUGGAAACAAGCAGCCGCUUCUCGGCUUUGGGCAGGCGGUGAUUGGCCCCCCCGGCUCCGGAAAGACCACCUAUGUUCGCGCUAUGCAUGCUCUCCUCACCAGCAUGGGCCGCCGGGCCGCUAUCAUUAAUCUGGACCCUGCCGGGGAAGACGAGCCCGGGGCAGCGGUCACCCUGCAGGACCUGCUGGCUCUGACAGAGGUGAUGUCCGAGCUGCACCUGGGUCCUAAUGGCGCCCUGCUCUACUGUAUGGAGUACUUACAAGGGAACCUGGACUGGCUGCGGGACCGGCUGCUGAGCCUCCGCGGGACCUACCUGCUGAUUGACUGCCCAGGACAGGUGGAGCUCUACACCCACCACCCCGCUCUGCCCAACAUCCUGCGGCAGCUGCAGGGCUGGGGGCUGAGGCUAUGUGCCGUGCACCUUGUGGAUUCCCAUUAUUGCACAGACCCUGCCAAGUUCAUCUCUGUCCUGUGUACAUCACUGAGCACCAUGCUUCACAUAGAGCUGCCUCACAUCAACCUCCUCUCCAAGGUGGACCUCAUAGAGCAGUAUGGGAGACUGGCUUUUAACAUUGACUACUACACUGAAGUUAUGGACCUUUCUUAUUUGGUGGAAAACAAGGCUGACGCCCUCUCCAGAAUGACCCACAACAACAUGGCCUAUAAUCACCCAUCAAUGUUCCCUGAAAAAAGCCAGUUUCAGAUAAAAAAUUUCACCACUGCGUAA
Molecule: messenger RNA, 773 nt
Organism: Bufo gargarizans (Asiatic toad)
Lineage: Eukaryota; Metazoa; Chordata; Amphibia; Anura; Bufonidae
Product: GPN-loop GTPase 2-like
Exons: 2
Coding region: 30-773 (247 amino acids)
Cellular component (GO): cytoplasm
Molecular function (GO): GTPase activity
Source: RefSeq, a predicted model, not a curated record